AUGGGAAAUGACGUUAUUAGUGUGAAUGAAUCAAAUUUUGUUUGUUUUUUUUUAAUAAUAUUACUAGUAAUUAUUUUAAUCGAAAUAAACUUACUGUGUCCGUUCUAUCUUAGAUAUAAUAUAAAAUUUUCUGUAACAGUUAAACUUAGACUAUCAUAUAUUAUUACUUCUUUUGGAUUUACUUUUUAA
Molecule: messenger RNA, 189 nt
Organism: Strongyloides ratti
Lineage: Eukaryota; Metazoa; Nematoda; Chromadorea; Rhabditida; Strongyloididae
Exons: 7
Coding region: 1-189 (62 amino acids)
Source: RefSeq, a predicted model, not a curated record